AUGGCGGCCGCCGUGCUUCCGGGUGGCGUGCGUUCUUGUGCCUGUAAAGGUGUUCGCCGAUGUCUGGUGUGUGAAACAUCUACAGGAGAUUCGGAACACAGUACAGUAAAGAAAACAGUGCAUCUCUUCAUCUAUGAUCCAAAGUCUGGGCUUGCCACUCGCAGCAGUGCUGAACCAUCGUCUUUCCCCUUCCCUGGCGUCGUCCUGCGGGAGAACUUUAUAUCUGAAGAAGAGGAGGAAAAGCUGGUGCACGCCAUGGACCAUGACACGUGGAUUCCUUCACAGUCUGGUCGAUGGAAGCAGGACUUUGGUCCAAAGGUGAACUUCAAGAAAAGGAAAAUCCGUGUGGGAAUCUUCAGUGGCCUGCCACCUUUGAGCCAAAAGCUAGUCGCCCGAAUGCAGCUGGAUCUGAGUUUAAGGGACUUUCAGCCAGUGGAGCAGUGUAACCUUGACUACCGUCCGCAGCGUGGCUCAGCUAUCGACCCUCAUCUGGACGACUCCUGGCUCUGGGGGGAGCGACUGGUCACCGUCAACAUGCUGUCAGACACCGUGCUGACAAUGACGCUCGAGCAGGGACUUCCCGAGCUGAACCUGGCGGAGGAAGUCCAUGUGUGCGUUAAACUUCCCCGAAGGUCCCUGCUGGUUCUUCAUGGUGAAGCACGGCACAGAUGGAAACAUGCAAUCCAGAGGAAGGACAUUCAGCAGCGCCGAGUGUGCAGCACCUACAGAGAACUGUCUGCAGAGUUCCUGCCUGGAGGAGAGCAGGCAGAUCUGGGCAAGCAGCUGCUUAAUGUCGCUCUGAGCUUUGAGGGCUCACCAGUGAAUGUUGACAGUACACAGCCUUUAACAAAGUCUGAGGACUGAUGAAGGAAACCUAUAAAAUACCUCUUCAUUGUAAUAAGAAUGUGGACCUUCUAUUGCCACAAUUAUUGCUGUUUUAAAUCGAAUACAUUUUUAUAAAAAACAUUUCUGCUUCAAUUAUCUUGAAAGAAGACUAAUAAAGAUUCAGAUGAGAGCUGAUCAUGUCUGAUUCAGUUUCUUUCAAAUUUCUGUGUGGCUGACUUAAUCCCCUUGGCUGUCCAUAGAUUGAACUGCGUCUCAUUGUAUACGUGGUUUUUAGCCAUAAUAGAAGGCAGGAGCAGCAUGUGCUCCAGCAUUUACGUAGAAGUUUUUGCAACAGAAAAUGGAACACAAUCAUGACAGAAUGUCUGAAUCACGUAGAUUUUUCCUGUAACACCUGAAUCACCACUUGAUGGGUACAGGGGCACUUGUUUACAUUCUUCCACAUUUAUUCCAAUACACGUUUCUCUUGAUUUUAUGGCUCGCAUUUAAUAUUAGCAAACCAUUCCUUGCUUGCAUAUAUGCAUUUAUUAUGUAUUUGCUCUUGUACAUUGCUUAUUAGUUAGAGAAGUCAUAUUAGUCAGCCAAAUCGUAAGAUGUACCAUCAGUCCAUGUUAUACUCACCACAUACCGGGUACUGACCACUGCCAACCUGCUCUGCAUUACUCAAGUGUCUUUGCCUUUGUAAGAUCGGUAAGAUGUCGACUGACAAUUUCUCUUCAGUCAGCAAUAUUCCAGAUGCCCUGUGCAGUGACCAUCACCAACAUAUGCUGCAGUCUGUUUACUCCUCUGCAUGUGGCUCGUACAUGUUGUUGUUUGCUUGAAAGCAAAGCAGUAGAGGUGGGAGAGAAGCCCCACUGGUACGAAGCUCUGACAGCUUACAUAGUCGCCUGCUGUCAGAAGGCCUUCAGGCUCCAUCACCACUUCAGUUCCAGCACUGCUUCCUCACAACAGCAGGGUGAUGAGACGUUGUUAAGGUCCCUGGUGAUCCAACUUGAACCAAUUAGUUGAGCAUCAAUACAUCUGCACCUGACUAAAAAAAGUGUCCUCCGCUCAGUUGGUGCCGCUUUUGGUGAAUAAACGAUUUAUGGUUUCAUUUAAUAGUCGUUCAAAGUAAAAUAGAGAGAAGAGAAUGCGUCGCAAAAAUGAUCUUAUUUACUGAAUUGGUGUGAAUUUCCAAUAGUUAUGAUUACAUAAAAAAAGAUUUAAUCUAAUAUCGACGUUUUCAUCUU
Molecule: messenger RNA, 2072 nt
Organism: Synchiropus splendidus (mandarinfish)
Lineage: Eukaryota; Metazoa; Chordata; Actinopteri; Syngnathiformes; Callionymidae
Gene: alkbh4
Product: alkB homolog 4, lysine demthylase
Exons: 3
Coding region: 1-864 (287 amino acids)
Biological process (GO): actomyosin structure organization; oxidative demethylation; protein demethylation
Cellular component (GO): contractile ring; midbody
Molecular function (GO): oxidoreductase activity; actin binding; demethylase activity
Source: RefSeq, a predicted model, not a curated record